Messenger RNA from Asterias rubens (European starfish), 4729 nucleotides. RefSeq names its product linear gramicidin synthase subunit D-like. NCBI's taxonomy places the organism in Eukaryota, Metazoa, Echinodermata, Asteroidea, Forcipulatida, Asteriidae. Gene Ontology annotation, molecular function: oxidoreductase activity. The transcript has 24 exons. Bases 290 to 4177 code for a protein of 1295 amino acids. The record is from RefSeq and is a predicted model, not a curated record.
AAUCCAACCCCGUCGAAGAUAUUUUGUUAUCUUUACACUAAUGUAAUCUUCUUUGUAUACAGACAAGUUAUUCCAAGGACUAUUUGGUUCUCUGUCCAGUUGUACACGGCGGUAUUAAUAUUUGCGUUUGAAUACAUGACCAUCAUACACACAGUCAGUUCCAGCCCUGUGCUGCAGCAGCCGUAGUGAUAAAUCACCUCGUACACUAUAAAGUCAGUUACUGUAUACCUGUGAUAAUUCUGCUCGCAACUCAACCUGCGAAGACUACACUAGACACGCUCCAUCCAAGAUGGACUACGAGAAACUGGGAUGCCUUCACGACGUCUUCAGGAGGCAGGCUAAGAGCUCCCCGGAUAACGUCGCUAUAGUAACGGAUGAUGGGCAGACGUUGACAUACAAGGAGCUGGAUGAUGUAACGGACGUCUUAGCGACCCAUCUUAGUGGGAAGGGCGUUGUGGGUGACUCGAUGGUGGGGAUUUAUCUGGAGAAGUGUAUUGCGUAUCCAGUUGCUUACAUAGCGAUUCUCAAAGCAGGAGGAGCGUACUUGCCUCUUGACAUCUCCUAUCCCCAGGCUCUACUUGAGGACAUCUUAGAAGAUGCUAAACCAGUCUCUGUUAUCAGCUUCAAGGAGCUUCAACCAAGACUUCAUGGAGCAAGAGACGUGACGAUACUAGAUGGAGAUUGGUACGAGAGAAUCAAAGCAGACAAUGCUACUCGAGGUCUUGAUGUCUCAAUGUGCGCCAAGGUCAAUCUGGAUAAUUUAGCAUUCGUAGCUUACUCAUCUGGAACCACUGGAAAACCAAAAGGAAUUAUGUGUCUCCACCGUGCAGCGGUAUUCUCUUAUCACUGGCGUCAUGUCAAUUACCCAUUCCAAGAUGGAGACAGGAUUGCUUGUCACGUGUUCUUCGUCUGGGAAAUGAUGAGACCAUUGCUUAAAGGAUAUCCAAUUUACAUCAUCCCUGAUCACGUGAUCUACGACCCCGCCCUUCUUCUCUCGUUUCUGGAGAGACAUUCUAUAACCAGAAUGUUGUUCACGCCCUCUCUGUUGGAUACCGUGUUUGAGACUGAAGACUUGGACAUCGCAAAAGCCCUGAAAGCCUUCAGGCUGAUCAUUUUGUGUGGUGAGGUAGUGACAGUCAGUUUAAUGGAUAGAAUCGCAAAGACGCUACCUGAGGUAACAGUCAUGAAUCUGUACAGCGUGUCUGAGACCCAUGAUGUUGCAGUCGCUAAUCUUAACCAAGAGAUGAAGAAAAUCAAGGAAUCGGGGACAAAGGGAAAGACUCAGAAGUUUUGUCCCGUCGGUAAACUUCUACCUGGUAUGCACGUCAUCAUACUGAAUGACGAUAUGGAAGUUCAGCCAGUUGGUUCACCAGGCGAGAUAUUUGUUGGAGGUGCUGGUCUAGCUCGUGGUUAUCUCAACCGACCAGAGAUGAAUGCCAAGAGAUUUAUCCCCCGCCCUGCCAAUGUACCCGAGUAUGUGGGAGCGAGGUUGUACCGAUCAGGUGAUUGGGGAUAUCUAUUGUCUGAUGGGAAUCUGGAGAUAUGUGGACGAUGUGAUACUAUGGUGAAGAUCAGAGGAUACAGCAUAGAGAUACAGGCCGUCGAAGCAGCUCUUUUAGCCCUACCCCUCGUCAAUGCCUGUGCAGUCUUAGUCAAAGGAGCAGAGGGUGAAGAUAAAUACCUCGUUGCUUACAUCGUACCAGCGGAGCAAGUCAUCACCAAGAAAGACAUACGGGCAGCAUUGAAGACCAGGAUACCAGGGUUCAUGGUUCCCGCUCAUAUGGUGUUCCUAGCAAGCAUGCCACUCUUACCUGCCUCCGGUAAACUAGACAAGAAAGCUCUUCCUGAGUAUGAUCCAAGCAGUGACAAUACUGGGCCAUUGAAUGGAGAUCAAGGCAAACCAUCUACCGAAACAGAGGUCAAGAUUGCCGGCAUGUGGAGAGAGAUGCUAAGACUGGAGUAUGUGGAUGCUCAAGAAAGCUUCUUCGAUCUUGGAGGUCACUCCUUGCUGGCAGCUCGUCUUCUAACUCAAAUCAAAGAAGGCUUCGGUGUCGAGAUGACCGUUCGAGAGCUAUUCAUUCACUCUACAGUAACUCAGAUGUCGUCUCUCAUUGAUUCAAAGGCAAGAGGAAACGAAACGGACAAAAGUUCACAACUUGUAUUGGAUCUCCACCAGGAAGUGGAGCAACACGAUCAAGGUAUCGUGAGCAUCGAUAUGCAAUUACGAGCCUUUUGGCGCUCCAUAACUUAUGGUGAUCGAUGGCGUGCCGGUAGGGUCCUGCUAACAGGCGCUACAGGUUUCCUUGGCGUUUAUAUAUUGAGGGAUCUCUUGAGCAGCACACAAAACCACGUGUACUGUCUCGUGAAAGAAGCCCCGGAUCAGAGUGGCAAAGAACGACUGCUUCAAACGAUGAAACAGUACGGAAUGGUUGACAGUACAGGUGGUGGACCUGACGAAACCACACAGGAGUGUGAUUUACUCGGCGAGUUUAACAAGAGAGUUACGGCGAUAACAGGUGAUGUGUCUCUGAUCAAGCUCGGCAUGAUGGAAGAAGAUUACACUUAUCUUUCGUUUGAGGUUGAUAGCGUAAUCCACGCCGCUGCUUAUGUGAAUUUAGUCUACCCGUAUGAGGCGCUGAGAGGAGCCAAUGUGAUUGGUACGCAGAAUGUCGUCCUCUUCGCAUGCACCAAUAAAAUCAAACCAUUGCAUUACGUCAGCACAAACUCAGUCUUUCCAGUUGAUGUCAAGCAAUGUAGCGAAAAUGCUGAUAUGUCUACACACAGUGAUCAACUUAGCGACGGGUACAGCCAGAGUAAAUGGGUCAGUGAGCAGCUGGUUCAACGAGCUAAGUCCAGGGGCUUACCAGUCGUCAUAUACCGCCUUGGUAACCUUUCUGGUGACUCUAAGACGUCCAGUUGGAAUCCAUCGGACUCCAAUCUUCUGACUCUACAAGGGUGUUUCCGGACCCUCUCAGCACCCGAUGUCAACUGGAUGGUAGAGAUGACACCGGUGGACUUCUCCAGUCAGAUCAUUGUCAAAGUCAGCCAGAAUCUAAUGCUUGGGGUCGGGAAGGUCUUCCACCUUGUACAUCCACAACCUCUACACUGCAGGACUUUGUUUCAGUGGGCAAGAGACUUGGGCUACCCAUUUCGAAUGAUGCCCUUUUACGAAUGGAGUAAUGAGCUGAAGGAGUUACAACGUGGUACAGACGAAGGGGAUUCGCUAUUGGCCAGCAAGCUCGAGAAUAUCGUCAGAAACGAGUCCUUUUUCUUGGAGCAUUCUUCCUUCAGUCAAGAUAACCUGAAGACGUUACUUCAAAAUAUCAACAUGUCAUACCCGCUACUUAACAAACAUCUUGUCAGUGGUUAUCUCUUACAACUCCUUGAGAAGAAGAUCCUGAAACCGCCCAAGAUCGCAGCUUCACUUUGUCAAGACAAACCUCUACAGGGCAAAGUGGCGAUUAUUACCGGCGGAUCAAAUGGCAUCGGACUCGGUAUCGCCAAGUGUCUGGUGCAAGCCGGGGCAUCGGUCGCCCUGGCCGCAAGACGGCAAGAUAAACUCGAUGAAGCUAAAAGGACGAUCGAAGCGAUUGGCGGUAGGGUUAUAACCGUCAAAACUGAUGUGUGUGUUCGGCAACAGGUUAAAGAUCUCGUAGCGAAGACCGAGGCAGAAUUGGGUCCAGUGGAUAUACUAGUUAAUAAUGCAGGCGUCAUGUACUACACGUCAAUGAUAAGCUUAUUGGAAGAUGAAUGGGAGAGAACGGUGGACGUCAACUGCAAGGGAGUUCUCAACGGUAUUGGUGCCGUUCUGAAGGGAAUGGUCGCAAGGGGCAAAGGUCAUAUUGUCAAUACAUCAUCAAAUGCCGGUCGAGUUGCCUUUCCAGGAAUUGCCGUGUACAGUGGAACUAAAUUCUUUGUGGAAGGUAUGACGUCAGCUCUUAGAAAGGAGAUCAUUGGGACGGGCGUAAGAGUGACUAACGUACAACCGGGAGAUGUGACGUCACAUAUUGGGGUCGUUGACGUUGAUCCGGAGGCGACGAAGAAAUAUAAGACCCCGGAAGUAGAGAAGUAUCUCUCUCCAGACGACAUUGGAAGAGCAGUGGUCUACGCAGUAACUCAACCUAUUGGUGUAUCAGUCAAUGAGAUUCUAAUUGAACCAACGGACUAUCCGAUAUAAAUCUAACAAACAUUCUACAUGAACCAAGGUUGUUGAUUCGAUUCCCACCUGAGUAAUAUGCCUGUGAUAUCUGUGAUUGGGUUCAUAGAACUCGGGGAAAGUACUGAGUAUACAGUGCCAACUAAACAUCGGUGAAGGGUAACACCAAAAUUAAUUAUAGUUCUACAUGAGUCAUGUCUCAUUUGAAUUGUUUACUUGUGGGAAUCUUGUAUUAUGAUUUUUUAUUUUACAUAUUUUGAACAAAAAACCUCUCUUGAACUCUGUCAGCUUCUUUUUCAGUCCAUUUGGCCAUGGUUUCUACCGUGUUUCUUUUACGGUUAUGACUUAUGCACGUACUAACAAUCCCCAAAACCAAUCCGAUCCCAAAACCCUUCAAAUUCCAACAGCGUCAUGGAUUGAGGACUGUCUAUUGUAAACUCAUUAUUAUUGUGUGAACCAAAAACUCCCGUUAGACUCGGCCAGUCUCUUGUUCAGUCCAUCUGGACCUGGGCCCAAUUUUAUAGAGCUGCUUAAGCAGAAAGUUUUGCUUAAGCGAAAAAAACCUUGCUUAGU